UUUUGAAAGAUUCUAACAGGAAGUCUUCUUGUUGUUGCGGUUGGAGAAAGCAAAGCUAGCAGUUACAACUUCUCCGGUGUUUGUUUCUCUCAGAAGACCAUAACUUGUGUGCUUUAGCGAACGAUAGUGGCAACGGUGUCUAAACAUGAUCAUCCCUGUACGGUGCUUCACGUGUGGCAAGAUUGUUGGUAACAAAUGGGAAGCAUACCUUGGUCUUCUUCAAGCCGAGUACACAGAGGGUGACGCCCUGGAUGCCCUGGGACUGAAGAGGUACUGCUGCAGGAGGAUGCUUCUUUCUCACGUGGAUCUUAUUGAGAAAUUGCUGAAUUAUGCGCCAUUGGAGAAAUGAAAACUAGAAGAACUGUUUGGACUUUGUGCAGGCUGAAGUUUUGAAUGUUUGUGUUAUUAAUGUGAUGCAUUUUUCUAAAUAAAGCUGUUGAUGGCAUUGCUACAUGUGCUUAUA
Messenger RNA from Pundamilia nyererei, 463 nucleotides. RefSeq names its product RNA polymerase II, I and III subunit L (gene polr2l). Bases 146 to 349 code for a protein of 67 amino acids. Gene Ontology annotation, biological process: transcription by RNA polymerase II; tRNA transcription by RNA polymerase III; transcription by RNA polymerase I. Lineage: Eukaryota; Metazoa; Chordata; Actinopteri; Cichliformes; Cichlidae. Gene Ontology annotation, molecular function: zinc ion binding; DNA binding. The record is from RefSeq and is a predicted model, not a curated record. Gene Ontology annotation, cellular component: RNA polymerase I complex; RNA polymerase III complex; RNA polymerase II, core complex. The transcript has 3 exons.